CGGGAGGGGGGGGGGGAAAGCCGGUUGGUGGCUAGAGUGGUCGAAAUGCUAACAAGGCGCAAAUGAACCCUUGAUGGGAGUCUCACUCUCAUUUGAUCUGGCCCUGGACUAUCGAUCUAGCUGCGCAGCACUAGCAGCCUAUUCCACCACCUUAUCAGAGGAGCACAUGCCUCAUAUCGAGCGUCAAGGCAACCAGGGCAGCCUCGGAAAUUACGAUGCAGCGAUGCCAGGAUCCACGGAUACCACCUAACUAACAUAGGAGGUACCUGGUGAGAGUAAUCUUACCAUGGUACAUCCGCAUGCGCGAGAUGAUAUACCAAGGACUAGAUAAAGGGACAGUUCUCUCGACAAUAAUCACAGACCUGAUUCAGUGUCACUCUAUUCACAAAAUGUUGUUACCUCCAUCUACCUUUCUGGGUCUGUUUGCUCUGGCUGCGACUACGACCGCAAGUCCAGCUUGCCUGGGAAGUAUCUCUCAUGAUACCAUUGCCUUCUUCAGUGGCGCCGCUCUAACAUUCGGUUCCAACUAUACGGAUGCGACGGACUGUGGCCUCAAGUGUUCGAUCCUUCCUGCAUGUCAAAGCUGGCUCUUCACCAGUGGUGGCCAGUGUGAACUUUUCCGCCACUCCCCGGUAGCCACAGCACCCAAUCCCAAUUUUUCCUUUGGUUCCUGCGGCCAGACCAGCAGUCCUUCCCAUGAUGCUUGGCCUUCCCCCGUGCCCUCGUCUUCCCAUCUGAUUCACCAUCUUCCGACAUCUUCGCUUACUGCCAGCAUGACCCUGAAUAGUGCGGCGAUUAAGCGGCACCUGGAUGUUCACAGGCGUGGCGGCCACAAUCAUCUUCACGGAAAAUAGAGGUAGCGGUAUCUGUGCCUUGUGACUAAGGGAGGAAGAUGGCAGGCGGUCAUCCACCAGCGCUAAUCAUUCGGGAUGCUCACCCCUGUUGUUUCCUUCUUUUCGUCGCUUUAAGAUACCUGGAAUCUCCACUUGUUGCCGGUAGCCUGGCCUUGCGCCAAUUGCUAGAUGUCCUCUCAGGAGUGAUUACCG
Aspergillus ibericus CBS 121593 is the source of this 1046-nucleotide messenger RNA. RefSeq lists its product as uncharacterized. Bases 390 to 854 code for a protein of 154 amino acids. NCBI's taxonomy places the organism in Eukaryota, Fungi, Ascomycota, Eurotiomycetes, Eurotiales, Aspergillaceae. The record is from RefSeq and is a predicted model, not a curated record. The transcript has 2 exons.